Messenger RNA from Condylostylus longicornis, 1364 nucleotides. RefSeq names its product prostaglandin reductase 1-like. The coding region runs from base 272 to 1267 and encodes 331 amino acids. The record is from RefSeq and is a predicted model, not a curated record. Gene Ontology annotation, molecular function: 2-alkenal reductase [NAD(P)H] activity; 15-oxoprostaglandin 13-reductase [NAD(P)+] activity. NCBI's taxonomy places the organism in Eukaryota, Metazoa, Arthropoda, Insecta, Diptera, Dolichopodidae. The transcript has a single exon. Gene Ontology annotation, biological process: prostaglandin metabolic process. Gene Ontology annotation, cellular component: cytoplasm.
UUCGGAAGAAGGAAAGAGACGAUAAAUGUUUUUAUAAUAAUAUUUAUUUGUUUUAGGUUCUGUGAUGAUUGAGAGUUAUCAAAAUAUUUUAUCAAAUUUUUGAUACUGUGUAUGUAUGGUACAGCAGUAAACCACGGAAUAAUCUAAUCUGUUAUAUGAUUAUGCUAUGAUUGAUAAACGUUUUUGCAUAUCUACUACUUGUUAUUAUCGAACCAAGUAGUCACAUUUUAGUCUCCGUGCAUUUAACUGCUUAUUGAAAUUCGCUUAUAAUAUGGUUAAAGGGAAAAGAUUUAUAUAUGCAAAAGCUUUUGAAGGCGAACCAAAUUUGGAUAAUUUUAAAUUAGAAGAAUUUAAUUUACCAAGAUUGGAGAAUGGAGCUGUUCUUUGUGAAGCAAUAUUUGUUAGUGUGGAUCCGUAUAUUCGUGCUUUUAUGAAUCAAUACCCAAUUGGUACGAAAAUUAUCGGAACCCAAAUUGCUAAAGUAAUCGAUAGUAGAAAUCCAAAAUAUCCAGUUUCAAGUAUCAUAUGCGGAGAUUUCGGGUGGCAGAGUCAUACCGUUUUUGUGGAGAAUGGUGGAAAUGAUAUUAUACCUUUAACAAAUUUUAAAUCAGUACCCCAUUCAUAUGCCUUAAGUUGUUUAGGUAUGCCAGGAGUUACAGCAUAUUUUGGAUUUUUAGAAAUUUGUCGUCCUCAACCUGGAGAAACUGUAGUAAUCACUACAGCAGCUGGUGCUGUUGGAUGCCUUGUUGGGCAAAUUGCCAAAAUCAAGCAGUGUAAAGUUAUUGGGUUUACUGGCGCCGAUGAUAAAUGUGAAUGGCUAGUUAAAGAGUGUGGUUUUGAUUACGCAUUCAAUUAUAAAACUUGUGAUAUUCUCCAAACUCUUAAAAAUGCAGCACCAAAUGGAAUUGAUUGUUAUUUUGAUAAUGUUGGUGGUGAAAUUAGUUCAUUAAUUAUUAGUCAAAUGAAUGAGUUUGGUCGUGUAUCUAUUUGUGGAACAAUUUCUUCAUAUAAUACGGAUCUAAAUGAUAUGCCAAAAGCUCCUGCCAUUCAACCUCUAAUAAUUCAUAAAAACAUAAAGCUCGAAGGAUUUGCAUGUUUUAGAUGGAAUCAUCGUCGUUCUGAAGCUAUAAAAACGAUGAUGAAAUGGAUCAAAGAGGGAAAAAUUAAGUACAAAGAAACGAUUACACAAGGCUUCGAAAAUAUACCAACUGCUUUUAUAGAAAUGUUAAAAGGUAAAAAUAUCGGAAAAGCUAUUGUAAAAAUUUGAAAAUUUUUUGUUUCAUUGGCUUAAUUUUUUUUUGUUAAAUUUUAAGUUUGUUAUUCUUUAUUGUAGAAUUUUUACGAUUUUAAUAAAAUUGUUUCAA